AUGUCCAUGAGGAAAGCAAUAGUAAGGUCAGUUAUACACCAUAACAAAAAUCGAAAGGACAAUGCUAUAACUAUUCUUCACAGUAAUAUAAUCAAUUCUGUGGCGCAUGCAUACGGCGAUCACAGAAUGUGCCAGGAUUAUAACUGUGACAAAGAAAAAGUUUAUAGCGACGGGCUGAAAACCAUUCAAAAUUCAACAUUUCUGUUCCGGAAGAAUUCGAUUAUUUCUAAUGUGGCAGCAAAAUCACGAAAUUUAAUAGAAAACGUGAAUACCAAUCUUGUCGAAUGUUUCAACAAUGUCAUUGCGAAGUUUAUAGGAGGAAAGCGAAUAAAUUUUUCCUUGAAACGAGGGUACCAAGGGAAGUGUAAUGCUGCAGUUGUAAAAUUUAAUGAAAAGUCAGCCAUAUCGCAUGUGCAAAACACAUUAACAAAUAAAAAUCGACCCGAAAUGGGAUUAACUGUAGUUGUGGAAAAGAAAAGGGAAGAAGCUCAGAAAAGAAAAAACAACUCAGAACGUCCAGUUAGAAAGAAAAUCAGGAAAUUGACAGACGUGAAACAAAAACAAAAUGACUAUGGCCCCGCCAGUUUAGAUCCGGAUAUGACCCAGUCUGAACUAGAAGUAGCUAAAGAACAAUUUCUAAAAAAUUUAGAAACUCUUACUGCUGACAAGGACGCAAUUGAGCGUAAUACAAUAUUACAAAGAGACAGUAGCGAAUUGUUAGAAAUUCGAAAAAAAUCUUAUUACUGCCACUAA
This is a messenger RNA of Parnassius apollo (apollo), 753 nucleotides long. NCBI's taxonomy places the organism in Eukaryota, Metazoa, Arthropoda, Insecta, Lepidoptera, Papilionidae. The record is from the annotation of a GenBank genome assembly.